GAUAAGGCACAUACUGGGUUAGCUCCUCCCUCGUACCAGGAUGCACAUAUACAACAAGUACAAGUAUCCACUGCACAAGCUAUCAGCCAGGCUGCCACACAAUCCAUUCAAGUACGGCAAGUUACAACACCUACACAGUCGGUAACUCCACAACCGUCAUUGUCACAACCAACACAAACUUUGGAACAUGUUGUACAAUCAGCUGCUAUCGUGGACACGCAUACCAUAUUAGAAAAUGACAAACGAGCUGUAUACAGGCAUCCUUUGUUUCCUCUUAUGGCUCUUUUAUUUGAGAAAUGUGAACAAGCGACACAAAGUACAGAUCCACCGACAUCAGCAAGCUUUGACGUGGAUAUAGAGACGUUUGUACGACACCAGGAACAGGAAGGCAAACCGUUUUUCAGUGAUGACAGUGAAGUCGACAACUUGAUGGUGAAAGCAAUUCAAGUUCUUAGGAUACAUUUGCUGGAACUGGAAAAGGUUAAUGAACUUUGCAAAGACUUUUGUCAUCGAUAUAUUACUUGCUUGAAAGGAAAAAUGCAGAGUGAUAAUUUAUUACGAAAUGACAUUCCUAAUUAUCCUGGAGCACAACCAACAGACCAACCUCUUCUGCAGCAGCAGCAACAAUUGCAGCCACAACAACAACAACAACAACAACAACAGCAGCAGCAGCAACAACAACAACAACAGCAGCAGCAGCAGCAACAACAACAACAACAACAACAGCAGCAGCAGCAACAACAGCAGCAGCAGCAGCAAGAACAACAAAUGCAGCAAGUUCAUCAAAUUCAAGUUGGUUUUCACGAUGAGUUCAAGGUUCAAACUCAGCCACAACAACAACAACAGCAGCAACAACAGCAGCAAGUACAGCAAGUGGCAACGGCGGGAUCUUUACAAGCGGGGGCAACUGGGACAGUAAUAUUGCAGCCAUCACCACACCAGACGCAAACCAUUCAUCAAGUACAGCAAGCACCAAACCAACCUACUGUUACCAUGGCAACUGUUGUGAACGCUGCUGGUCAGCUUGUGUAUCAGCCAGUUACCAUGAUAACUCCACAAGGACUACAAGGAUUAGUCACGCCGGGUGCUAUCCCAGGAACGGUACAAAUACAGACAACUUCACCACAAGCAAUGUCGCAACAAUUGUUACAAACAGCACCCUCAAUAAUCCAUGGCUCAACACCGAUAUCACAAAUUGGAAUUCCACCGGUAUCUUCACAGAUUGGAACGGCCACACCUACUACUGUUACAUUAUCUACUUCUACUCCCUCCAGUAUUGAUACAAGUUUGUUGGAUGGUGACUUGUUAAACAAGAGAAAAAAUAAGCGUGGCGUUCUUCCAAAACAAGCGACUAAUGUCAUGAGGUCGUGGCUCUUCCAACAUAUAGUGCAUCCGUAUCCCACUGAAGAUGAAAAAAGACAAAUUGCAUCACAAACGAAUUUAUCAUUAUUACAAGUCAACAAUUGGUUUAUAAAUGCAAGGCGGAGAAUUCUUCAACCAAUGUUGGACGCUAGUAACCCUGAACCAGCUCCUAAAGCUAAGAAGAAUAAAAACCAAUCACGGCCAACUCAAAGGUUUUGGCCUGAAUCAUUGGCUAAUGUGGGAGUUUCACAAUCAACUACAACGACGCAGACAACGCAACAGUUGGUGACAACAGCCACUGUUUCAGGUGAG
This is a messenger RNA of Saccoglossus kowalevskii, 1674 nucleotides long. RefSeq names its product PKnox transcription factor. Lineage: Eukaryota; Metazoa; Hemichordata; Enteropneusta; Harrimaniidae. The record is from RefSeq and is a predicted model, not a curated record. Gene Ontology annotation, molecular function: DNA binding. Gene Ontology annotation, biological process: regulation of DNA-templated transcription.